Molecule: messenger RNA, 582 nt
Organism: Moesziomyces antarcticus
Lineage: Eukaryota; Fungi; Basidiomycota; Ustilaginomycetes; Ustilaginales; Ustilaginaceae
Exons: 1
Coding region: 1-582 (193 amino acids)
Biological process (GO): translation
Cellular component (GO): ribosome
Molecular function (GO): structural constituent of ribosome
Source: RefSeq, a predicted model, not a curated record
AUGUCGAUGCUGCGCAGCGCUGUUGCGCGACCUCUGCGCACUGCCGCGCUUGUGCCGAGCACAUCUUCGGCCUCGAUAAACCUUCUUUGCCGCAGCUUUGCAUCUACGUCGCUUGGGCAGCUUGCGUCCACAUCGCCCUCUGCCAAGACUGCAUCGACCGGAUCGGCAGCAUCGACUUACAGUGCGAUUCUGGACUCGCUUGCGGAUUCGUAUGAAAAGACGACGCGCGGGGCAGGUGCGCGUCUUUCGCGGCCCGCGGAUGGGCGUCGAGGCUACGUGGCCGAUCUGGAAGCCGAGUGGGCCAACCGUGCGGUGUACGGCGAGCAGUCCUGGCCUGCAACGCCGUUUAGUGGCAGGAGCAUUCGGGUUACGCCAUCGUCGGAUCCGGCAAGAGCGUAUGCACAGCUGGCUACGCUGCUCAAGAAGAACAACGUGCGCGGCGAACUUAGGCUGCAACAGCGAUACGAGAAGCCCAACGAGGAACGAAGACGCAAGAAGAGCGAGAGGCACCGUAGGAGGUUCGCCGACAUGGUCAGAAAAAAGGUCCAGCUCGUCAUGGCCAUCAAGGCUCGAGGCGCAUGA